AUGAUCCGAACCAAGAUGAGGUCGACAAAUUUCUGUGAGUCAUAAGCACGUUUUAUUUGCUUGUGUCAGUAUUUUUCUAAAAGAACCAUUAACCAGCUGGACUGAUGUCCCUUUCCUUGAUGAUUUCUAUUUACUUUAAACGUCUGAUAUUUUGGAGGAAUCAUAAAAUUGCAAUGUUUGUUGACUGCUGCCAUUUUGUCAUAAUCCGGCUACAUCUGUUUCUAUAUUCAAGUUUUACUGGGUGAAUUACAUUCCGAAGAAUGGUAAUCUAAUCGUUUUAUAUUGUCGAGAAAUAAACCUUGUUACAUACAAAGUUAGACUUGGGAUAUUUUUCGGAUUCUAGUUAUCUGUCACCCUGUCGUUCUAGCAACGUAUAAAACCAAAAUAAAAUAUUUUUACAGAAAACUGCACUACUGAACUACGUUAAAAUAUAGUUUGGGUAUAAUUAUACCAAAAUGUAUGUUAAAUAUAAUUAUUAAAAAGCAAAUAUUUGCUUUUAAAUAACGUUUAUACCAUGACGUAUAUACUGGGGAAAGUAUUAAACCUUAGUAUGUAAAUUGUCGACAUUGGUUCUCCACUGGUUUAGACUUGGGUGAAUUCACUCACACAUCAAUGUGUGCAUAUUAAUUCAUGUGUAAAACCAUAAGCCCUGUUUUAAAACGUUAUAUCUUUUCAAAAACUCUGCCGGUAAUUGCUUUCCUCAGACGUUUAUGAACUUAGAAAACAGGUAGGGGAGAAGCGCGUUAAAAAUGACGUCCAUGGGGACGACUGUGUUUUGUCCGAAGUAUUUCAUGAAACAGCUUUUCCACCUCAAUUACAACAAGAGUGUAUGCACUGAAAUUUGCGUUUACAAAAACGCAAGCUAGACGUCUGGCUUAUCUUGUUCGUGUAAGUAUAUUUCCUUCAACUUCAUAUUUUGCUGAACAUACUGUCAUCUGCGAUUAACGCGACAUUUAAAAGACACUAUAACCACUUCUGUGAUUUUUGGGAGGUUUUAAUCUGAAUCAGUCGAAUGUUUUGUACUUGCGCAGCCUGUCAUACCAAGCAUUUCAUUAUUACAACUGAAUUCCUUAUUAACAUUGACCACCGCACAUUUUGAGUUGUAUUGGUAAGGCUAAUGUUUGAUUCUUUUAAAAGUCUAUGCCCAUCAAAUACGAUAAGCGUCAAUAGUCCUUUGUUCAUUUCGUUUGACAGUUUCAACCUAUGUCAAACACAUGUGAGAGUAAUAAUGGGGACAAAAACGUGAUCACUUGAAAUAGCUUAAAAGAGGAGAUCGUCAAUCAAAUAUGGCCGCCUGAGGUCCAAAAUCGGACAAAUGACUAAGAAACAAAUGGUGAUCAUGUAAAUUAGAACAAACCGCCAAAUUAUUGGCAGUAGUACUCCUCCAUGAUGCAAACAGAAAAUUUUUUGUAUGGGACAAAAUUGCACUGGAAUUCCCCAUAGCCUAGUUACUACAAGGCCACUCAAUUAAGACCAUCAAUAAAACUUUGAAUUGUAAAAUUUUUCUGCGCAAUUGCAUACGUGUGGGUCAUCUGUAAUAUUUUAUGCAGCACUAUAAAGUUCCAUGACGUUAAGGAACUCAUUACAGUAUAUGUGUCCGAAAGGUUGGUGCUUACAGUUGGCCAGUACUUUCCCUUCAUCUUGUCUUUGACUACGGUUGUUACAAACGCGCAAUGCUGAUGCUAACCCAAUGAAUGCCGCGUGAGGCUAACGAAAAAUUGCUACGAUAUCUUCCCUGUUACGAGAUGUGCGAGGCGGAGUGUUUCAUCAGAUGUAGGAAUAUGUGGAUCCAACCCAAUGUUAUUUUAUAACCACACCUCACAGGUUUGCAUAUCCUAUUCGGUUAAUAAUUGUAGACUAAACACAUGGAACAAACUCCCUGAUGCGGUGGUUCUUUCCAAAUGUGUCGAAUCCUUUAAGUACUGACCAGAUGCUCAUUUGUUGAGAAACUACUGUACAUAUAAUCACGAUUGUUUUAGCGGCGGCAGUUUGCGCCUGGCUCACACUUGCCAUGAACUUUUGAACUCUCCGCAUUUACUGAUGUAAUUGAUGACAUUAUUUCUGUUUAACGAUAUGAAUAGGGAGCUCAAGGGCGAAAGCCUCAUUCCUUUAAUAAAUUGACUAUCUUAACUUACUAGUUUAAUUCCCUUAAUAACGGCAGGGAACUUCGUUAGGAACCCUAGAUUUCAGUCUUCCCUGCGCAAGUUUUGUCUUCUGAAAGUCUAUGGUUUCCAAAAACACUUUCAUUGGCAGUCGCUCCAGCAAAACAAGAGCGCUUUCUUCGCUCGAGUUAGACAUAUGAGUUCUGAUUUUUCAGAAAUGAGUAUAAAUUUGGAUCAAAAACUAAUUAACAUGUGCAGAAUUUGCAGUCGCGUGUGAAAUGCACAUAACUAGCUUUUGCUGUAGAGGUUGUGAGCAGAAGUACACAAGUGCGUCAGAUUUUCCAUUAAGGUACUUUUUGAAGACAGAUGCUCAAUUUAUUCUGAAAAAGUAUGCAGUUACUACCUACGGUCGCAUUUUGGAGCUAACAUUCCAACCCUAUGCGGGGUGGAAAUCUCGGUUAUACUAAAUACAACGUGGAUGGAUAUGCCGGUAUUUUUGCCAAAAGCCAUCAAUGAUGACUUGUUGGUCAUCAAAAAAAGUCGCCUAGGGUGGCACAAUAUUUUUGAACUUACUGUAGAUCAUUGCUGUGGCAUCUUGGCCGUGUUUACGAAUCUUAAAGGUCGCAUGCCUAGUGUGGCCAUAAUACUCUGUCGUAGGCACUUUUUAGACACCAACUGUAAAGCGUGUUUUUGGCCACGCACCUGAAAAUUGCAACUGUCAACAAAACGCAAAAGUGCUUAAAAUGAGAGGUAAUACUGCGGUCAGUUCUCUUAAUUCGUUUUUUCUUGGCGUGAACAUAUAAGGACACAACCACGACUUUUAAAGCUCAAAAUGAGUAAACCUAUUGCUGCUGAGGUCUACAUAGUGGACAAGAAUAGAAAACCUCUAUUUUACCUAGAAACCAAUUAUUUCGCGCUGCAUCGUUACCUUUGGUCCCUUUGUGGAGAGCAUUCAGUAUUACGGACCGACAGUAUAGCUGUAACUUUGUUUGGCGGCACUAUAGAAAUAACUGUCGAAGCCAACUCUACUCCUGGUUUAUAUUUUGCUCAACCUAAAGUUGGUUUUUUAUUUUCCUCUCAGUCAACUCAUACAAUCCUCAAACAGUUUUUUGUUUAGCUUAAAUAAUAUGCUAAUGUCUACCCAGUAUAAUUAGGCAAUAAACUUUAAAAAUGAUGUCAGCAACGGCUAGAAUCUGAAGAAAGUAAAAACUAAAUCCACUGGACUCGAAGUCGGAAGAAAUCAUCGUUCACUGGUUCCUCUGCGCAGGCGCAAAACUCCGAAUUAUUACAUUUUAAUGCAAAAUGCUUUUUAUUAAAAUCAACUUUUAAGCAUUUGAGUAGUCUCUUUGAAAAGGAAAUUUACUCACACAAAGCUUAAAGCUAUGCAUAUUGUUGUACAAGACCAUCCGUCUCCCUAUAAUUAACGAUACUAGAGCUUUUGCCGUACGGGCUUUUUCUGUGUUAUUAUGCGCCGACGUUUGCUCACCGUCAUAUGUGUGAACCGCAAAAUAUUACAAACCUGAGCACUGCUGUUAUUCUCUGAAUACGUUAUUUACUCGUAUAUAUAGGCGAUACGCCACCUUUUCGUUCAGCAUUGAAACGUAUCGCUGCUAUAUGCUUCCAAUAAGUGUGUACUCUGUUUAUCAGACUGGCAUAACCGCGAGUUUGUUACACAACGGCAUCGCCUCCUUGGACAGGCACUGCACAGGCUGCAUUGGCCAUUCCCUGCAUGUCCAUUUUCGGCCAGAUGAUCGAAAUUUGACUAUAAACGUGGAUGUUAGAAAAGCAGACCUCUCCUUCUGAAUAUGAGCAUAUCGCAAUUAUUUUAUCACCGACUACAAAUAAUGUACGCUCGGAAGCCGAUUGGCCUAGGGAAAGCGCGCGCAAGUAACAUGUGCGGUGACUAUGAACUUUGUUUCGUUUGCCCGCUGGAGUUAGAGUCACCAUCCCGAGGCUCUAGAUUUACAUUUGCUGGAGACCGUAAAUGAACGUUUGGCAGGCCUAUCGCCUUAAUGUUGCUGCCCUGCUUUGACAAAACCUAUAAAACGCGACAUAUGGUCAUAUGAAUGUGCUGCAUACAUGAGCACGGUCGUAAUAUGACGUAUUUUCUUAUGUCCACAUACAUGUACAAGGCUCGUUUGUGUUUGCAGAUUGAUGUUACUCAGUGUUUAGUUGCUAAACAAUUUCCAUUGGCUCCUUGGGGGCCGUAAGCAACUAGUCUCCCUUAAACGCAAUGCGAUACUUUGUUUCUCCAAGUGUCUAGUUUAUCUCUUUUAUCUUAGGUAUAAGGCUGGACAAGUUUCUGCCGCUUCCUGUGAGAAAGACAUUGGGCGUUAUUUUUGGCGUAGUCGAGAUGCUAUUCUUCGGCGGCAUAAUUUUUGGAUUUAACGCGCUCUAUCCAGUUCUGAAGACGGAACGCAUCUACAGUCAUGUCUGCAAUAACAGCCGCUUGCCCAUCGGUUGCGCUGAACAGACAGCGGUGUACGGCUACGCAUUCACCACCUACACAGUACUGCAAAUGAUUAUGCUUCUGAUAAUCGGUCUGGCAGUGGACAAUAUCGGAUUGCGAGUGGUUAAGUUAUUUGCCGCCUCGCUCUUCGCUCUCGGCGCACUGCUCUUCGCAUUUACUUCAGCCAGCCACUCCUGGCUCCUGUUUCCAGCAGGUGGUUGUAUCUCCGUUGGUGGAAUCGCCCUCUUGAUCUGCAACUUUUCAAUUAGCAAACUCUUCACUAAAGCCUCUGCUCUUGUCUUGGCUUUAAUUACCGGCUCAUACGACUCGUCAGCCUCCGUAUUUGCCGUAGUUUCAAUAGUCUACGAGGCCGGUAUUUCCUUCAGGGCGAUAUUCUUGACGAUAUCCAUUGUCAGUCUACUUCUCAACGUUUUUAGCAGCCUCCUCAUUCUCACGAACAAACUGGAAGACAUGUCAAAAUUUAGCACCCCCCACGUUCUUGCUGUGCCACUGACUAAGGAAGACAAACUUGAUCGAGAGGACGGAGAAGGACUUGACGAAAAAAGCGCCCAGGUUGUCAUGCAAAAGUUUUUUUCAAAAUUCUGCGUCGAAACCUUUAAGUAUUAAAUUUCUGUGCAAAACUCGGCCUUUACCUCUAUUCAAAUAUCGACUAUAAAUCAGGUUUGUGCCUCCAAAGGGCUUUUAACGCAAGGAAUUCUUAGGCACAGUUGAUUUUUAUAGUUCUUCAAUGGUACGAUUAUUUUGGUACGGUUGUAAAUUUUCUCUACAGUUCAAAUGCCCUUGCAAAAUUCUUUUCCAAACUGUAUCACCCCAAAAGGGGAUAUUUAGGAAACUGUGAACAUUGUACGUGACCUAGCAAAAUGACAAAAUAUCUUUAAAGCAGUGUUCUGGAAUGCAGUACGAUUAAAGGACGAAAAGUUCUUCCGUGUAGCUUCUAUUUUGUAAGGGGCAGGUUUGAAUCUAAAACAAAUGCUAAUGCUGUGUUCUAAGAUAUGAAAGGACAGUAAUUUUUAAUGACGUUUAUUUUCCUAAAUCAAAGUCAAGGUCAUGUAUUCAUAGUAGGUUUUAGAAGUGUUUAUCAAUUUACCAAAAUCUUUGGGCCCAAUUUACCAUUUUAGUUGCGUUACAAGUUUCCAAAAUACAACUGUAUGCCUUAUAUGUAGGACAAAUCGAACGAUCCCAUAAGCUACUAAGAAAUUACCAUAUGGAACUCAUAAAAUUUUGCAAGGGUAAUUGACCACGUUGUUAACUUCAGAAGAAGCGCUAAUAAACGGACAAAGAUAAUGUUACUUCAAUACAAAUUUCCCAUUAUAAAAAAUCCCACAAUAACAACUUUGGAAAACGAAAGUUUAUCUCUUAUGAGUAAAAAAAUUUAGGAAGAUGGGGUUUGUUGUCAGACGCGUGAAAAAGGGGAUAUUUUUGUAUGUAUAUUGUACAAAAUGUAUUCUAAUUUAAAAGGGUCUCAAAACUCACUCGAAAAAUGCAUUCUACUUAAGUAACUACUUUGUAACGGCCGGAAAGAGGCGCACUCAAAAGUCGACAUCCUAGGAUGACUGAAAUAUCUCGGAAUUAUGUUGCAUGCUAAUCGAUGUUGCAAUCCUGCCUAGGUAAUCAUGUCCAGUCGAAUAAAACAUCUCAUAAUUUCGGUAAAAAUUUCAUCAGAAACGCCACAUAUCAUAUGUAUUAGUUAUAGAAUCCACGGUUACAGGUAGCAGAUAAACUACGUUAUGCGUUCCAUAAGUAGAACAUUUCGCGGCUAACGUGGUGGAGAAAAACGGCUUACGCCGUCGUUUUUUUUCUUCUGCCUAGGUUGGGAAGAUAACGGUAGAUACCGCCUCAGGCGAUAACCGCGCGACGGUUGAACCCUCUGCAGACGAGGAGGAACAGAUUGCCAACAUUCUUCACCGACGCUUCCCCACCGUGACCAAAUCUCUCGUUUCCCCUCCUUUCUUACUAGGCCUAUUAUUCUUCUCUUGUUCUCUUCUACGAUUUACAUUCUUUCUCACACAACUCGGUAUCCUGAGUCAGUUCCAUUUUGGUCAAACAGACGCCGUGGACCGGAUGGGCAGAAUUCUUUCUUUUGUCCUUGGUGGCGGAAUCAUAGCAGGCUUUUGUUGUGGCUCGACCAUCGAUGUACUGCGAGCUACAUUCAGACCACUGAUAUCUCGCGUACUGACCACAAAACAAGUAGGCUGUGGCAGAAAGGUGACGGCAAGCGAUUCUGCGGUUUUUUGGUUGCUCCUCUGUCCCCAGUCGAUCGCCAUGCUUGUUAUGAUCUUGGCCACCGUAGUAAGCAGCUGUCUCGUUUUUGUGCCCAAACAGGAGGCUUAUCAUGCAAACUUCUUCUUCAUAGUUAUCAUGCGAGGCUUCCUCUUUAGCACUUUUGCCUCCUUCCUUCUUACCGGCUUUCCUCUUGAACAGUUCGGAACUCUCUAUGGAAUCAGUGCCUCUAUCGCGGGGGCAUUUUCCUGCCUGCAGUACGCACUUUUGCAACCCCACCCUGAUGUAGCCAACGGCAUUUCACUUGUUUCUGUGGUCUUCAUGCUCAUUUUACCCGUCUGGGCCCUGAGUAAUGCCGUGAAGGCCUUCAGGAAGUCUGCGUGUCGUACGCAAUGCGAAACAACAUAG
Messenger RNA from Spirometra erinaceieuropaei, 7200 nucleotides. The record is from the annotation of a GenBank genome assembly. Lineage: Eukaryota; Metazoa; Platyhelminthes; Cestoda; Diphyllobothriidea; Diphyllobothriidae.